AUGAUGCAGCAACAGCAACAGCAGCAGCAGCAGCAGCAAAGCGAGAGUAUGAACGUGACCUCGAGCAACGGCAGCAACGGGAGCAUGACAACGAGCCAGGCGUGCGCCGCUUGCAAGUUCCAGCGGCGAAAGUGCCCGGUGGACUGCCCGCUCGCGCCGUACUUCCCCGCCGAGGCCAACCAGAGAUUCCUGAGCUGCAAGAGACUGUUCGGCGUGAGCAACAUGCUGCGCUUCCUGCGGGACGCGGACCCGGCGGACAAGGAGGAGACGAUGAAGUCACUUAUCUACGAGGCGGAGGUGCGGGACAAGGACCCGGUUCACGGCUGCUACGGGAUCAUCUCGCAGCUGACGGAGCGGGUCAGGGGGCUGCAGCGGGAGCUGGAGCUCACCCGGAGCUUGGUUCACCAGCACCACCACCUGAACCAUCACCACCACCAGCAGCAGCCGUCGGCUUCGCUUCUCCAACCUGAAUUCGCACAGCCACUGCUCUCGUCAGUGUCAUCAAGCUGCAACAACACUCACCCCCUGGCAUUGCCGCUCUCGAGCACGGUGGCUGCUUACAGCAGGAGUAGCGGUGCUUCGUCCCUGGCCCUGGACGAUCCUUUUGACUUCGAAAGCAUAGACCACAAGUACAUACUAAGGCCAUAG
Messenger RNA from Selaginella moellendorffii, 648 nucleotides. RefSeq names its product LOB domain-containing protein 22. The record is from RefSeq and is a predicted model, not a curated record. Lineage: Eukaryota; Viridiplantae; Streptophyta; Lycopodiopsida; Selaginellales; Selaginellaceae. Bases 1 to 648 code for a protein of 215 amino acids. The transcript has a single exon.